Poecile atricapillus (Black-capped chickadee) is the source of this 1244-nucleotide messenger RNA. RefSeq names its product interstitial collagenase-like. Gene Ontology annotation, molecular function: metalloendopeptidase activity; zinc ion binding. Lineage: Eukaryota; Metazoa; Chordata; Aves; Passeriformes; Paridae. Gene Ontology annotation, biological process: collagen catabolic process; extracellular matrix organization; proteolysis. The record is from RefSeq and is a predicted model, not a curated record. Gene Ontology annotation, cellular component: extracellular matrix. The transcript has 9 exons. Bases 16 to 1218 code for a protein of 400 amino acids.
GCAAAGCUCAAGGAAAUGCAGUUGUUCUUUGGACUAGAAGUGACCGGAAAACCUGAUCUUGACACACUGGAGGUGAUGAAAAAACCCAGAUGUGGUGUACCUGAUGUAGAGAAAUAUGUGUUCACACCAGGGAAUCCCAAAUGGAAAAGAAAUAAUCUGACAUACAGGAUUUUGAAUUACACCCCAAAGAUGAGACGAGCUGAUGUAGAUGAAGCAAUCAGAAGAGCUCUCAGUGUCUGGAGCAAUGUGACGCCAUUGACAUUCCAAAAGGUUGAGGACAAGGAGGCAGAUAUAAUGAUCUCUUUUGCUUAUAGAGACCACCGUGACAAUUCCCCUUUUGAUGGUCCCAAUGGACAGCUGGCUCAUGCAUUCCAGCCCGGUGAAGGUAUUGGUGGAGAUGUGCAUAUGGAUGAGGAGGAAGCUUGGACAAAAGAUGGAAGAGGCUACAAUUUGUUCAUUGUUCUUGCCCAUGAGCUUGGCCAUUCACUGGGUCUGUCUCAUUCAAAUGAUCCUGGAGCACUGAUGUAUCCAACUUACUCCUACACCGAUCCCAAUGAAUUCCUUCUUCCUCAGGAUGACAUUGAUGGAAUUCAGGCUAUUUAUGGACGGUCUAAUGUUGCUGUGCAGCCAACAGGACCCAUAACUCCAGAAGCUUGUGACCCAAAUUUGACAUUUGAUUCUGUUACUACCCUACGUGGAGAAAUAUUCUUCUUCAAGGGCAGAUACAUGCUGCGCAAGCAUCCUGCAAGGACAGAGACAGAGCUCAAUUUUAUCUCACUGUUCUGGCCAAGGUUACCAUCAGGAAUUCAAGCUGCUUAUGAAAACGUUGAGACAGAUGAAAUUAUAAUUUUUAAAGAGGAUAAAUACUGGGUCAUCAGGGGAUAUGAUGUUCUACCCGGCUAUCCCAAACCAAUCCAUCGCUUUGGGUUCCCAAAGACUGUUAAAAGAGUUAAUGCAGCUUACAAUGAUGAAACCACAGGGAAAACAUACUUCUUUGUGGCUGACAGAUACUGGAGAUAUGAUGAAAAGAAAAAAUCCAUGGACCAUGGGUAUCCCAAGAAAAUAGUCUCCUACUUUGGAAACAUUGGCAGAGUUAAUGCUGCUUUCCAGAAAGAUGGCUAUGUGUAUUUCUUCCAUGGAACAACUCAGUUCCAGUUUGAUCCUCGUGCCAAACGGAUUGUUCGACAAAUGAAGAGCACCAGCUGGUUUAAUUGUUAAUUGCAGUGUUUUGCCAUGUGCACACU